AUGUCUGAUUUGUAUAAAGCAUACAAUAAACGCCGCGAAUCAGUGGGGUUUCCUCGCCGUUUAGGCGACAUGUCCCAUUUUACCCCCACAAAGUGUUACACCGCAUUCUCCGUGUCUUCUGGAGUGUAUGCAAUUCUUGAGUCUCGAGCAUGGCGCUCUCCACUCGGAGACACAAGUUUAAAAAACUCUUACAUGUUAAUAUCACAUGGAUUUUUAUCCCACCAGUACUCUUUUCUCGACGUGGACUGCUGCCGUCGCGGUACUGGGAACAUCGGCCGUCCUUUGGCUAUCUACACAUCCCCAUCAAAAUACAUAAAUCGAGGAAAAAUUUUGGACUUAUCUUUUGAUUAUGGACAGCCUGCGCAGGAGUUCGACCUGGUGCUUCCACCAAGCGCUUAUGCCGAGGGUCACGUAGAGUUUUGUGCUUGCGAGGACUACCGCUAUGAAUGGCAUUACGAAGAUAUUGAACAAACUGGCAUUUACGCAUAUCAUUUGUGGAGACACCGGUUCUCGGACGGCCAAGUACUGCUUGUUGGUCGAAUUUCGCCCUCCUUGUUUUACAGCCCAGUCGAUGGGUCUGCUUUGUGGACUCUUGAGUUAGAUACCGAUCGACUGCGACCCGAAAUAGCUUUUUUGAGUGCGUUUAUGGUUAAACGACUAAAGAUCUGGCCCGCAUUGACUCGUGUUGUGCCUGCCCCUCCUCGACCAGCUGCAAACCUUAUGUUCGAGGAUGAAGGGGUUGAGAUGCAGCACAAAUCCUCACAUUUCGCAGAUUGGGAAGCUGAAAUGGGUGGGGAUGAAAAAAUUCAAGUCCGAGUUAUCAAGGUCUUCAACCCAGAUUACCUUUCGGCUUUUAGUGUGCCUCUGGACGUUCUUCAGUAUCUCGAGGUGGAAUCGAAUACUACAGCUCGAAACCUCCGAGAUUACUACGGCACCGCCCUCAAUUGCUAA
Messenger RNA from Wickerhamiella sorbophila, 951 nucleotides. RefSeq lists its product as hypothetical. Lineage: Eukaryota; Fungi; Ascomycota; Dipodascomycetes; Dipodascales; Trichomonascaceae. Bases 1 to 951 code for a protein of 316 amino acids. The transcript has a single exon. The record is from RefSeq and is a predicted model, not a curated record.